AAACCUGAAGCCCAGGUGAGCUCAGCACACACAGGGAGCAUGGACUCGCUCGGCCAGCCACAGCCAAUGGCUACUCCAAAUAAUUGCGAGGAAGGCGACAAUAAGAGCAAUGACAACAUGUGCAAAGAGGUCAAAGCGAGCCUUGCACACUCCACUGUGGCGUUGGUUGAGGAGGAGCCAGAGGAAAUAGACCCGUGGGACCUGCCGGAGCUGAAGGACACAGGGGUCCCAUGGUCAGCUUUGGAUACCAAAGGGAAGGUGUGGAGGGUGUUGGUGUCGGUGGGGAAGUUCAUCCUGCUGCUGGGUUUCCUCUACAUCUUCAUCUGCUCUCUUGACGUCCUCAGCUCAGCUUUCCAGCUUGUUGGAGGUAAAGUAGCGGGGGACAUCUUUCAGGACAACUCGGUUCUGUCCAAUCCUCUGGCUGGUCUGGUCAUUGGUGUCCUGGUCACCCUGCUGGUCCAGAGCUCAUCCACUUCCUCCUCCAUAGUGGUCAGCAUGGUCUCUUCUGGACUGUUAUCCGUCCGGCUGGCCGUUCCUAUCAUCAUGGGCACCAACAUCGGCACUUCUGUCACCAACACACUCGUCGCCAUGACGCAGGCUGGUGACCGCAGCACCUUUCGCAGGGCCUUUGCAGGGGCCACAGUUCACGACUUCUUCAACUGGCUCUCCGUGCUGGUGCUGCUGCCUCUUGAGAUCGCCAGUGGAUAUUUGUAUGAGGUCUCGAAGCUCAUCAUCGACUCCUUCAAAAUUGAGAGUGGAGAGGCCCCGGAGCUGUUAAAUGUGAUCACUGAUAUCCUCACUGACUCAAUUAUACAGUUGGACCAGUCCGUCAUCAAUGGGAUUGCCACCGGAGACCCAGCAGCCAGGAAUAAGAGUCUCAUCAAGAAAUGGUGCCAUACCUUCACCAAUACAUCCUUAGUGUACGUCACGGUUCCUGGUCCAGAUAACUGCACGUCUCCGUCCCUGUGCUGGGUCGAUGGCAACUACACCAUCACACUGAAGAACGUUUCUGAAACGUACAAUCUCCAGAAAUGUAAGCAUAUCUUUGUGAAUGUGAAUCUGCCAGACCUGGCGGUGGGUCUGAUCCUGCUCGCUCUCUCUCUGCUGGUGCUCUGCUCCUGCCUGAUACUCAUAGUCAAGCUGCUCAACUCCAUGCUGAAGGGACAGGUGGCCUCAGUCAUCAAGAAGAUCCUCAACACCGAUUUCCCAUUUCCAUUCGGCUGGGUCACAGGUUACAUUGCCAUUUUUGUCGGAGCUGGAAUGACAUUCAUUGUGCAGAGCAGCUCUGUUUUCACUUCUGCUAUCACUCCACUUGUCGGUAUUGGUGUCAUCAGCAUAGAGAGAGCAUACCCAUUGUCUCUGGGUUCAAAUAUUGGUACAACUACCACAGCCAUCCUGGCAGCUAUGGCUAGUCCUGGAGAGACACUGGCAAAUUCUCUACAGAUUGCCCUCGUACACUUCCUGUUCAACAUCUCUGGCAUCCUUCUGUGGUAUCCAAUCCCCUUCACCCGAAUCCCUAUCCGGCUGGCAAAAAGCCUGGGAAACAUCACCGCCACCUACCGCUGGUUUGCUGCCGUCUACAUCAUCAGCUUCUUCUUCAUUUUACCGCUCUUCAUCUUCAGCCUGUCUCUGGCCGGCUGGAAGGUGAUGGUGGGCGUGGGUGUUCCUCUGGUCGCCAUGCUGAUCCUCAUCGUAGUGAUUAACGCGCUGCAGAAAAUGAAACCCCGGUGCCUGCCUGCAGCCCUGCGAUCCUGGGACUUCCUCCCUCUGUGGGCCCACUCCCUGGAACCCUGGGACAAAUUGGUUGGUGCUUGUACCGCAAAAUGCUGUUGCUGCAGCAAAUGCUGCCAGCUUGCUGUUGAAGGGGAAGAACACAAAUCACACAUAGCAGUGUAUGAUAAUCCUGCAAUGAGUGCAGAGAAGGAGGUGGAAAAUGAGUUCAAUUUAGAGCUAAACAUUCUGAAAAACACCCGGCUUUGA
This is a messenger RNA of Trematomus bernacchii (emerald rockcod), 1980 nucleotides long. It is a transcript of the gene slc34a2a, whose product is annotated as solute carrier family 34 member 2a. The coding region runs from base 40 to 1980 and encodes 646 amino acids. Gene Ontology annotation, biological process: intracellular phosphate ion homeostasis; sodium-dependent phosphate transport. The record is from RefSeq and is a predicted model, not a curated record. NCBI's taxonomy places the organism in Eukaryota, Metazoa, Chordata, Actinopteri, Perciformes, Nototheniidae. Gene Ontology annotation, cellular component: vesicle; brush border; apical plasma membrane. Gene Ontology annotation, molecular function: sodium:phosphate symporter activity. The transcript has 13 exons.